AUGAAGAAAGGGGAGACUAGCAAUGAAUCAGUUCAGGGGAAAAUGCAGGGCAACCAACAGAAGCACAAGAGCGAGCCGAAAGAGAAGAAACCACCGGACGGGGCAAUCGAAGGCGAUAAAGUCAAGCAGAGCUCACCAAACAUGAACCAAGAACGUAAGAAUGGUGGGGCUACUCAGGAAAUCCAGAAGGAGGAUAACACCCUCUCCAGAAAAAUUGUCUUUAGCCCGGUGAAAGAGGGUGCAGAGAAGGAAAGAAACCACAACUCGAAAUCUUCUGAAAAAGUGGAGAGUAAUAAAUAA
Linum trigynum is the source of this 300-nucleotide messenger RNA. The record is from the annotation of a GenBank genome assembly. Lineage: Eukaryota; Viridiplantae; Streptophyta; Magnoliopsida; Malpighiales; Linaceae.